CUGCACUACGGGACCCUUCUGGGCAGCAGAGCUUGUGUCCACAUGGCAGCAGCUGCCUGGGGCAGUGGGUUUCUCAAUGCUGUGCUGCACACGGCCAAUACAUUUUCUAUACCACUCUGCCAGGGCAAUGCUGUGGACCAGUUCUUCUGUGAAGUUCCCCGGAUCCUCAAGCUCUCCUGCUCAGACUCCUACCUCAGGGAGGCUGGACUGCUUGUGGUUAGUGUCUGUGUAGCAUUUGUUUGUUUCAUUUUCAUUGUGGUGUCCUAUGUGCAGAUCUUCAGGGCUGUGCUGAGGAUCCCCUCUGAGCAGGGACGGCACAAAGCCUUUUCCACGUGCCUCCCUCACCUGGCCGUGGUCUCCCUGUUUAUCAGCACUGCCGUAUUUGCUCACCUGAAGCCCCCCUCCAUCUCCUCCCCAUCCCUGGACCUGGUGGUGGCAGUUCUGUACUCGGUGGUUCCUCCAGAACCAAUGAUGCAUCCAAACUGGGAAAGUAUUGAGCAUGGCUACAUGGCUCUGGGGGUGAUGGUCAAGGGCUUGGUGGUCCAGGUGGUGUUCUCCUUGAUCCUGCCAGUCAGGAUGAGGAACCUGAGGCCUGGACGUAUCCUGUUGGUCAACGGUUGGUUGCAGAGCUGGAGGCAGAGUGAAUGCAGAGACUGUGAGGUCAUUGACCAGCUGGAAGAUGAACAUGAGAUGACAUGUGUGUGA
Messenger RNA from Grus americana (Whooping crane), 705 nucleotides. RefSeq names its product olfactory receptor 14J1-like. The transcript is spliced from 3 exons. Gene Ontology annotation, cellular component: membrane. Lineage: Eukaryota; Metazoa; Chordata; Aves; Gruiformes; Gruidae. Gene Ontology annotation, biological process: G protein-coupled receptor signaling pathway. The annotation marks the transcript as partial. Gene Ontology annotation, molecular function: olfactory receptor activity. The record is from RefSeq and is a predicted model, not a curated record.